AUGGAAGUUCCUGUGCUGAACAGGAUUGCUGAAUUAGGCUCAGAUCUGGGCUUGCUUCGAAUUUUCACUUCCUUUUUCCCAUCCCCACAUUUUUGGAAAUGGGGUGCUGUUCUUAUAACUUUGUUGGCCACUUUUAGUGGAAUAAUCAAUCGGCUCAAGAUUUUAAUCAUUGUCAUUCGUCGGAGCAGUCGAACCACUCCGAUUUGCGAGCCUCUCUCCCGAUCUCUCCACGGCGGGGAGACCGCUGGUUUAGUUUCGGAGAAUCUCAGAUCUUCCCUGCUUUCAAGCUCGGAAUCGGCAGAUGAGAAAGAGGCGGACCGGGAACCGGACGACGGGUCGGAUUUUCGAGUCAAAGGGACGGCUCGUUGUUCUCGUCUCCGGCGACGGUACGGCGGCGGAGGCGAUGGAGAUUCGGUUCCGUGGUCGUGGCCGUGUUUUGGGUCGGAACAGAGCGUAGUGAGGCAAUGGGGUGAUGUGAAAUUGAAAUGCGAGUUUGAGAAGUUAAGUGGGAGUGUGAUUUCGUUGUACGAUGAGAAUGAAGAGACGGAGAUCUGCUCCAUUUUCAGCGACGGAGCUCCGCUGCAAGUGGCGGCUUUAUCGCCGGGGAGAAUGGUGGUGGCCGCCGGAGAGAGCAUAUCGUCGAGCGUGUCACUUAAGCUUUGGGAUACACGUUGCCGGAGCCGGACGUCAGUGCUGGCGGCGGAGUGGAAUUCGCCGUCGGAAAAGGUUGUCGACGUCUAUUUUGAGGAUGUAGACAAAGUCUAUCUUAGAGAUAACGGAGGUGAUAGAAUAGUGGUCGGUGAUGUUAGAAAAGUUAGGUCAGUGUCGGAGAAUUCGUCGGCGGUCGACAACGGCGGCUGGUGGGAGUCAGAACAUAGACGCCGUUUAUAG
Molecule: messenger RNA, 891 nt
Organism: Cucurbita moschata (crookneck pumpkin)
Lineage: Eukaryota; Viridiplantae; Streptophyta; Magnoliopsida; Cucurbitales; Cucurbitaceae
Exons: 1
Coding region: 1-891 (296 amino acids)
Source: RefSeq, a predicted model, not a curated record